GUUCACAAGCAAGCAUUUUUUUCCUUCUUGUAUGAAACAAGUCAAUUGUUAGAUUCCAUACGACUCUUUUGCUUUGGUUAUCGUUUCAUUGUUGUACCUUCUGCUGUGAAGCAACUCUGCCGUAGCAGAAAAAGAAGAGGAGAGACAACAAACAUAUAAAGUACCUGUGUGUUUGUGUGUGGAGCAUCAUCAUCAUCAACAUGGGCAGCGGCAACGCUAAAGGGCACAUUCCUGUGCGCAGCAAAGGCACCACUGAUGGAGACUGCACCAUCAUCCCCGUCAAGCCCAACGGCGUCCGCACCGCCUCCCCUCUCGCCGCAGCUGGACGACAGCACACCAACAACAGUACCGGAACGGCGACCUAUGUGCCGGACAUCGCACUGCCGCGGAUGUCGCCCGUCAAUCGAAACGGACACGAUUAUCCGACUGGGACAGGGGGAGGCAGCCCGUUGAUCCACAGCGAGCCGGGUAACAACGUCAGCCGCUCCGUCUCGUCCCCACUUGCGGACAACUCCCCGAUUCCGUUGUCUGACUUGGCGAGCCACGUCGGUUACAUUGGUUUGACAGACGUCGUCGGCGCGGCGGAGAACGGGAGCAAGUACAUUAAAAUACGGGCGAUUGGCAAAGGCGCCUACGGGGAGGCGUACAUUGUGAGACGCAACCCCGCGUACGACCCGUCCGCCCACCCAGCCGCGGAGGCGCAGAUUCAAAGCAACGCCCUCGCCAACCCAACCCAGCCAAACGGCUUGUACGUGGCGAAGAUUAUGGAUCUGCGUGCGAUGCAGACGCAGGACCGGCAGUACGCGCAGACGGAGAUUAUGUGCCUCGCGCACACCCAUCACUUCGCCAUCAUUCGCUACUAUGAGCACUACGUGCUCGACAGCGAUGCGGAGACGGUCGUGAUUGUGACCGAGUUUGCGGACCACGGCGACCUGCGGCAGAACCUUUAUAGCACCUCCAGCCCUCCGCCGACGUUCCUCGGUGCGGACAGCUUUUCGCCCUCCAACGCCGGUCCAGGUGCGGCCGUGGACGGCGCGGAGUCGGGUGCUUCCCGAAUGCUGCUCUCCGAGCGCGAGGCGGGAACAUACUUUGUCCAACUCCUCCUGGCCCUUCAUCACAUUCACGCUCGGCGUAUGAUUCACCGGGACAUCAAAAGCGCGAAUCUGCUGCUUACCUCCCGUGGCUUUCUCAAGCUCGGUGACUUUGGCUUCUCGCAGAAGUACGAGAGCACCGUGAGCAGCGAAACGAUCGCGGGCACCUUCUUGGGGACGCCCUACUACCUAUCACCGGAAAUGUGGAAAGGAAAGCGCUACGGCAAGAAGGCAGACAUCUGGGCUGCGGGUGUGGUGCUCUAUGAACUGCUGAUGGGCGGACGCCGUCCGUUUGAGGCCGGCGGGCUGCCGGAGCUGCGGAGCUGUGUGUUGGAGCAAGAGUUUAUCCCUCCAACGGCACCAUUGCCCUCCGUCAUUGCAGAGUGCCGUCACGGCGAGAGCACGGCCGCGCCCUUCUCAAACGACAUGCGAGAGCUGCUCGUCGCGGUGUUUGAGAAAGAGCCAGAGAGGCGCCCGAGUGCGGAGGAGUUGCUGCACCGUCCCAUCAUGCAGCAUCACCUCUACAUGUUCGAAAAGCACGUGCAGUCGCUGGCCAGCGCCGACGCGGCGAAGCUGGCGGUCGACCCGUCGCUGGAUCGACAACAGCUGUUCUUCCCGGAUGCGGCUGAUCAAACGUUGGUUCUGCAAGGCAUUGCGGAGGGAAAGCAGGUGAUCGAGAACGAGGCGAAGCGGACGAUAUCUGAGGGCGCCGCGCCGCGCUACGAGGGUGUCGUGUACAAGGACAGCCACAACGGCGUAUGGAAGGAGCGGUAUCUGAUGUUGGACGGCAAUAUGCUCACCAUCUCACUGUCAAAAGGAAAGGAGGCGGUGAGUGGUGGAGAGCGGAGCAAGCGUGUGCCGCUGUCGUCGAUCAAGUCCGUUAGCCCAUGCGAGGUGGAGGACGCGCACGUGCGCGUGGCGGCGUCGGCGCCGGGUGGCUACAAGCCGCCCUACGCGUUUGCCGUGGCGAUGGUGAGCUCCAACUCCAUCGUGUUCGGCGUCGCCAGCGCCACGGAGCUCGACAAGUGGAUGCACACCCUCAUGCGAGCUCUCCAAAUGGAUUAG
This is a messenger RNA of Leptomonas pyrrhocoris, 2156 nucleotides long. Its product is annotated as putative protein kinase. The record is from RefSeq and is a predicted model, not a curated record. Bases 201 to 2156 code for a protein of 651 amino acids. Gene Ontology annotation, molecular function: protein kinase activity; ATP binding. The transcript has a single exon. Gene Ontology annotation, biological process: protein phosphorylation. NCBI's taxonomy places the organism in Eukaryota, Euglenozoa, Kinetoplastea, Trypanosomatida, Trypanosomatidae.